UAAAUGAAGCAGUGGGAGCACUAAUGUACCACAAUAUUACUCUAACAAGAGAAGACCUGGAAAAGUUCAAAGCAUUACGAAUAAUCGUACGGAUAGGCAGUGGUUAUGAUAACAUUGACGUUAAGACUGCAGGAGAGCUCGGGAUUGCAGUAUGUAACAUCCCAGCAGCAGCUGUUGAGGAAACGGCUGAUUCCACGCUCUGCCACAUUCUGAAUUUAUACCGGCGGAACACUUGGCUAUACCAGGCACUGCGUGAGGGAACCCGAGUGCAGAGUGUGGAGCAGAUCCGAGAAGUAGCAUCAGGAGCAGCGAGAAUCCGAGGGGAGACGCUAGGACUAAUUGGUUUUGGUCGUGUCGGUCAAGCGGUUGCUGUUCGAGCCAAAAUUUUUGGGUUUAAUAUAAUAUUUUAUGAUCCAUACUUGCCCGAUGGUAUUGAGCGAUCUCUAGGCGUACAGAGAGUUUAUACCCUACAAGAUCUGCUGUACCAGAGUGACUGUGUGUCAUUGCAUUGCAAUCUGAAUGAACACAACCACCAUCUUAUUAAUGACUUCACCAUCAAACAGAUGAGACAGGGAGCAUUUUUGGUAAACACAGCCCGAGGAGGAUUGGUUGAUGAGAAGGCUUUAGCUCAGGGGCUGAAAGAGGGAAGAAUACGAGGUGCUGCUCUUGAUGUUCAUGAAAGUGAGCCUUUCAGCAGUAAAUAUUGGUCAGUGUGAUACAUUCCAUCUGCA
Messenger RNA from Chiloscyllium plagiosum (whitespotted bambooshark), 731 nucleotides. The record is from RefSeq and is a predicted model, not a curated record. NCBI's taxonomy places the organism in Eukaryota, Metazoa, Chordata, Chondrichthyes, Orectolobiformes, Hemiscylliidae.